This is a messenger RNA of Racocetra persica, 302 nucleotides long. Lineage: Eukaryota; Fungi; Glomeromycota; Glomeromycetes; Diversisporales; Gigasporaceae. The record is from the annotation of a GenBank genome assembly.
UUGUUGAAUUGAAUGAUAGAAAAAGUAUUGAUAUAUAUAAAAAAGAUUUAUUAGUUCCAAAUUAUGAAAUUGUAAAUGCAAAUAAUGAGGAUUAUAUAUUCUAUAAAAAAGCAAAAUACACCAUUAAUGACUUUUUAGAAAACCUACAAAAAGAAGAUAAAUCUCUAAAUAAAGAUAAUUGCCUUUUAAAUAAUUAUUUGUUCCAUGAACAUAAAAAUAUACAUGAAGGUAUUCUUGCUUUACAGAAAGAUAUAGAAAAUUUAGAAAAAUGGCAUUUAAGAAAGGAGUUUAAAGAAUAUUAA